This is a messenger RNA of Auxenochlorella protothecoides, 732 nucleotides long. RefSeq lists its product as hypothetical. The record is from RefSeq and is a predicted model, not a curated record. The transcript is spliced from 5 exons. NCBI's taxonomy places the organism in Eukaryota, Viridiplantae, Chlorophyta, Trebouxiophyceae, Chlorellales, Chlorellaceae. The coding region runs from base 1 to 732 and encodes 243 amino acids.
AUGUCUCCGCACUUUGCGUCCUCCAAAUCACAGCAGACGCGGGUCAAGGAGCCACCAGCCUGGAAGGAUGAGGUGCCGGCGAAGCUCCACCUGACCCUGGCGCCCUCCCUGGCCUCCAGCGAGGGGACGCCCGGCAGCCAGGAAGGGGCCCUGGGACACUGCCUGGAGACCCCGGACGAGAGCUCCGCGGGGCAGGGCGGGAGCCUGGAGCGACACUCCCCCCCGCCCCAGGUCUCGGCCUUUGCCAGCGCCGCGGUGCAGUCUGGGGUCCGGGGCACCGACCGCCCCCCCGCGGCCCCCGCGCGCGCCGCCACCGCGUCCCCGCUUGGAUCUCUCAGCGAGGCCGACGCGCUGCGCCUCUCCGUCCUGCUUGCCCACGCCCGGCUCCAGAUCCAGAAGGAAGCGCAGCAGGGCCUGGCGUCCCGCUCGCCCUCGUCCGGCAGCGAGGCCUCCCCCGCCGCCGACAUCCACCCGCUGCUGAUGCAGGGGCUGACCGCGCUCCCAUGCCACCGCUGCCCACCCCCCCUGUCCCAGUACGAGGGCUUCAUGUCCAGCGGGCAGCGCCACUUCCGCCUGACCUCGGGCUGGAGUGGGCUCAUGCGCGUCCAGAACGUGACCAUCGGCGACACCCUGGCGCUGGAGCGCUGGACGGAGGACCGCACGGUCAUCCACCUGCGCAUCAUCCGGCGGCAGGGGCGGGAGGGCGAGGCGCUCCCCGGGCCACCGGCCUGA